AUGGCGCACAACCGACACGGUAGCCUUAAUGGCACCGUCGACCCCUCCAAGAACCCCACCCACAACCAGAACGACGAAACAGAAGAUACCCACUCGGACGACGAGCUCUCCACCACCUUAACAAGCAUCGACCAAGCCUCCACCGUGUCUGAAAUUCAAGAAUGUCUCGCAAACCUUACCAUUCAAGAAUCCAAGAUAUCCUCCCGUCUUUCUGCUUUACUGGCUUCCCAGGAUGAGCUCUCCCGUGAGCUGUCGAGAUUGGACCUUAUUCGAGCUAGGCUUGGCACUCAAGUUGUCGCUGCUCGAGGUCUAUCUGCUGGGAUGUUGUCCUCGGCGUCUAGUACAGCCUCUCGUAUAUCUUCUGCUGUAAAGCAGCUUGAUAUUGAACAGGAGAAUGUGCGCCAAACGCUUUCCUUCGUCGAAGCAGUCGUUGAGCUCAAAACCUGCGUUCUUGGGGUCUCGGGCAGUAUGGGUGCCGCGCAGGAUUGGGAAACUGCUGCGAAUUACCUCGCUCGCGCAGCAUUAGUACCAGAGCAUAUUUUACAUUCGGAAUUUGCGGAGGAAAUGGUUCCUACAUCCGAAGAACCGGAGCCACCGUCGAAAACUUUGUCGAACGCUGCGGAGAGUUUGUGUGGAUUGUUCUUAAGAGAAUUUGAUAAAGCUGCUAAAGCGGGUGAUGGGGAGAAGAUUACGAGAUAUUUCAAGUUAUUCCCAUUGAUUGGAAGGUCGGACACUGGACUUGAGGUUUAUGGUGGAUAUGUGUGUAGAGGGGUAGCGGAGAGGAUGAGGGCAGUAAGGGGUAGAAAGAACGACGGGCCGUCAUUUUAUGCAGGAUCUUUACAAUCGCUGUUUGAGUACAUGGCAGGGCUAGUGGAACGACAUACCCCGCUAGUAGAAAGGCAUUAUGGAGUUGGAAGAAUGGUGAAGGUUAUCGAUAAACUGCAAAUUGAGGUUGAUACGCAGGGUGGAAUUGUGAUUGAUAGCUUUUGGGAAGAGAGGAGCAUUCAGAGAAAGCUUUCGGACAUCAAAUCCUACGCUUUCUCUUUCCUAGUUCAAUCUUUCUUGUCCACACCAUCAGUCUCUGCUGGGACUCCUCGAAGCAGUUCGCCACGCCCAGGAGCUCUAGGCGCUGGGCGAAAUAGUGAAGAUGAUAGCGUCGAUGUCAAAGAAAUCGAUAGCCAUCUCAAUGAACUAGGGGUUAUGCUGUCACGAUGGUCGCUUUACUCACGCUUCAUAGCCCGGAAAUGCCUCCCUCCACCUACAGAGCCGCCUACUUCGCCAAAUGGCAACUCUCCGGAAGCACCUCUGGUCAUACCACCUGUCAUUAAAAAAUCGGUCCUCUCUACUAGGGUCGAUGCGAAACUAUCAACCCCCUUCGAAGUUAUGACUACGUUCUUCUUCCGCCGUUCCGUCGAGAAAGCCUUUCAACUAGAUGAACUACCUCCAGAACUCCACUUGAAUCCGUCAAGACCGCUGAGAAAUACCACAACACCAUACAUCACCUUAUCUGUCGACGACGUCAUGUACCUCGUCCGCAACGUCUUGAAACGAAGUUUAUCAACACUAUCAUCUGGUCUUGUUCUUAAGAUCAUUGCCUCAGUGAAACGAAUAUUGGAGGGCGACUUUGUCGGCAUGAUGCAGCGACGAAUGCAACACGAUAGCUAUCCAAAGAGCAAUAACGUCAAUUCACCACCACCGGAUGACAAGGUCAUCGCCUUUUGCGUAUUGACGAACAAUCUGGACGUUAGUAUUGACUACAUUACUCGAAUUAUUCAAACAUUCCUGGAACCAUCCGAGGAUAGCCAUGCGAGUGGGCCUCAACAACCUGGGAAGGAGAAAGAAGGGUUAGAGUCACAAUUCCCGUUUGUAGGAGAGGCGGAUAGUGUCAAGAACGCGCUAAAAUCGCUAGUGAAUGGAUUUACAUUAAGAGCGGGGAAUUUACACGAUAAUGCAAUUGAAGUUAUCUUCAAUCAAGUGAUUCGACCGCGGUUACGACCGUUGAUGUCAGAAAGCUUCUCGGGUAUAGAGUAUAUAGUCCGAGAAGCGGAUUUGAAUGGAGCCCAUCAGGGUGAUGAUGAAAGUGACGGAGAAGGAAGGGGGGCUAAUGCGGUUACAUCUCGGUUUGCGGCCGGGUUUCAUCACUUGGUAUUCCCGCUGAAGAGAAUUCUGACGGCAAAUAGUUAUGACAAGUUGCUGAGAACGACGGCGACUAGUGUUGCUAAUCUGUUAGCCAAAAGGUUAUGGGGAUUGGCGGGGAAGAUUAAUGAGCUUGGAGCGAUUAGGUUGGAAAGAGACGUCAGUGGGGUUAUUGGUGUCGUGGUGAGAGAGGGGAAGUACGGAUUGAGAGAUGAGUUUGUGAAGGCGAGUGAGAUCGUGAUGAUCUUGAACAUGGAGGAAGAUGAAGUGGUAGAAAUAUUAAGGAAGGAUAGUGAAGCUGAAGAGGAGAGGGAUGCGGAAGGGGAGUCAGCGGAAUGGAGACUGACGAGAGAGGAAAGAAGACGGGCUAGAGGACUGCUCAAGUACGAGGGCAGAUAG
This is a messenger RNA of Orbilia oligospora ATCC 24927, 2535 nucleotides long. RefSeq lists its product as uncharacterized. The record is from RefSeq and is a predicted model, not a curated record. The transcript has a single exon. Lineage: Eukaryota; Fungi; Ascomycota; Orbiliomycetes; Orbiliales; Orbiliaceae. The coding region runs from base 1 to 2535 and encodes 844 amino acids.